AUGACUUCUGUGAGUACUAUUAUCCACUUUAAAGGAAGCAAUUUCUUGAGGCAGAGGCUCAUCCUUUCUGUGUUAAGUGGCAAGCCCGUUAGAAUAAAGGAAAUAAGACAGUAUGACACUGAACCAGGUCUAAGAGAAUUUGAAGUGAAUUUAAUCCGUCUUCUCGAUAAAAUAACAAACGGCACACAAAUUGAAUUGAAUGCAACAGGUACUUCAAUAUAUUUUCAACCUGGGUUAUUGAUAGGAGGUGCAGUUGAGCAUGAUUGUUGUAAGCAGAGAGGAAUAGGCUAUUAUCUUGAAGUUUUAAUUGCUUUAGCACCAUUCUGUAAAAAGGCUAUAAAUGCUGUUUUGAAAGGUGUUACAAAUAAUCUAGAAGACAAUUCUGUGGACUGUAUCAUGUAUGGGGCAUUGCCCAUUCUAAAAAAGUUUCUUCUUGUUGAUGAUGGCUUGGAAUUCAAGAUAACAAAGCGUGGAAUGGCUCCAGAAGGUGGGGGAGAGGUAAUAUUCAAGUGUCCUAUUCGAAAACAGUUAAAAUCUAUUCAGUUUACAGAUCCUGGUAAAGUGAAAAGAAUACGUGGUAUGGUGUAUGCAGUGCGAGUAUCUCCAGCUAUAGCAAAUCGUAUUGUUGAUGCUGCUAAAGGAAUUCUGUUAAAAUUCAUUCCUGAUGUGUAUAUCUAUACUGAUCAUCACAAAGGCGCUUCUUCUGGCAAGUCUCCUGGAUUUGGAAUUUGUUUGACUGCAGAAACUACUAAUGGUGUAUUUUAUACUGGUGAAAUGACAUCAAAUCCUUCAGGGAGUGGAUUGCCUCCUUCUGUUCCUGAAGACAUUGGAAAAGAAGCAGCUUACAAUCUUUUAGAAGAAAUUCACAGUGGAGGAUGUGGAGAUUCAGCUUUUCAAAGUUUCAUUGGACUAUUCAUGGCCUUGGCACCAAAAGAUGUAUCCAAGUAUCAAAUAGGUCCUUUAUCAAAUUACACUAUUCAUUUCUUGCGCCAUAUAAGAGAUUUUUUGGGAUUAAUGUUUAAACUUGAACCAUGGCAAAGGAGUGAAGAAGAAGAGGAAUUGAAGCUUGGGGGAAACAAAGUUAUAUUAUCAUGUGUUGGUAUAGGCUAUUCCAAUUUGAGCAAGAAAGCUCUUUGA
Gryllus bimaculatus (two-spotted cricket) is the source of this 1137-nucleotide messenger RNA. The record is from the annotation of a GenBank genome assembly. NCBI's taxonomy places the organism in Eukaryota, Metazoa, Arthropoda, Insecta, Orthoptera, Gryllidae.